This is a messenger RNA of Scatophagus argus, 1810 nucleotides long. RefSeq names its product zgc:103586. Gene Ontology annotation, cellular component: cytosol. The record is from RefSeq and is a predicted model, not a curated record. The transcript is spliced from 8 exons. Lineage: Eukaryota; Metazoa; Chordata; Actinopteri; Scatophagidae. The coding region runs from base 1286 to 1693 and encodes 135 amino acids. Gene Ontology annotation, molecular function: zinc ion binding; cytidine deaminase activity.
AGCCCCACCUACAGGCCGCCCAGUGACAAUAACUGUGGGUGCCCUAUGGAGAUUUCAGUUGGACUCUCCACCACCCGGACCCCCCAAAAUAACAGUUUCGGCCACAUUAGUACAGACUGCUCUCAUCCUGGCGCGAGUCACCUUUGGUGUCGUUUAUUUCAACGACUGCCCUCAACAGCCAAAUAUCCCCAACUACCUGUUAGGUCUGGCUUUGCUGACCCUGCUAAUGGUGCCGUUUGUGUCUUUCCCCUGUGAAAGCAAUGGCACUCGGUCACAGCAACACCCCAAAGGUUUCAGAGCCUGUCUGAUGUGUUUAAUAUGUGUAUUUAUCCACAUAUGGAUCCUGGCAGGUGAUGUGUGGGUCUUCUCAGUCUAUCAGCCCAACUAUGAUCCCACAGCAGCUGAUGGGCUUUACUGUGAUAAGACCCUGUACACGUUUGCUUUCUGGAAUGCAGUGUGGGAGACUUUUGCGAUUUGCGUCUGCCUGGCCAAACUCUGCAAAGGGCUGCUGUGUUGUGUGCUGUUGAGUCCUGCACAGGCAAACAGAGACUUUUACAGGAAUGUUUGAGGCAUGAGUGCAUCACAGGUCGACACUGACUAGCAGUGAUUUUAUCAUCAUUUCUAUACAUCUUCAGCUUCUACAGCUUCUCAUGAGUCAGAUUCAGAUUUGUGCGUGUGUGUGCGUGCGUGCAUGUGUGUGUGUGUUUAACUAACCAUCUUUUACACUAUCAGUUAAUUUGCCAAUUGCUUGACUCAAUCAUUAGGCACUAAUUGUUGCAGUAAAACUUUAUGUUUAUUUAUGAUUAUGUGGUAUAUGUUUUUACUGGAAUUUUUCUUCUUUUUUUUUAUUUUAAAUAAAGUUUCCGUGUAAAAUGUGACAACAUCGUGAACAGAACUUAGUUUUGUUGCCAUGGUUGGAUUAACAACAUAUGACGUCAUUCAGCAGCCCACCAAUGAGGUUUAGACGAGGUGUUCUGGUUGAAGUCCUUUUUCUUGUUCGUUACCGUUAGGUCCACGUCCCCUUUUUCUCGCGAGAGACAUGUGGCAAAAAGUUAGGUCCCAUCUGGUCGUGACAAUCCCGUCCCACAGCGGUCGAUGACGCUCAAUUCGGCCAGCCAAUAACAUUAAGGUAAAUAGUGCGCGUGCAGCUGUCAUGAACCCCCGCCGCCUCUGCUGCUGUCGGCAGACCCGCUAGGCUCAAUUAACAAUUGUUUUAAUCCAAGCUGUAAAGGGCGACAUAGUUCACAACUGCCCGCCAGAAAAGAGCGAACAGGCUUCUCCUACAAUGACAGACACGGUUAAAGAGCUCGUUUCAAAGUGCCUGCAGGCCCGGGACAUGGCAUACUGUCCAUACAGCCGGUUCCCUGUCGGUGCUGCCAUAAUGACAGCAGAUGGCGCUAUAAUUACAGGCUGUAAUGUGGAGAACGCCUCCUAUGGUCUGACAGUGUGUGCUGAGCGGACAGCCAUCCAGAGGGCCGUGGUGGAAGGACACAGGCAGUUCACCGCCAUUGCCGUGACGUGUGAUAUCAAAGAGCGCUUCGUCGGGCCGUGUGGAGCAUGUCGACAGGUUCUUAUGGAGUUUGGGUCAGACUGGACUGUAUACUUGACCAAGCCGGAUGGAUCUUACAAAGAAACCAGCCUCGCUGAACUGUUGCCUCUGGCCUUUUCCUCAGCUCACCUCGAAAAGAACUGAUGAAGCCUCAGCAGCAUCUUUAGACAUCACCGCUUACUGCUUUAGUACUGUUUAGCUACAAUGUAUCUGGCAACACUGCUAAAAAGGUAAACAAUAAAGCACAUUUUACCCUAAAAA